Aquila chrysaetos chrysaetos is the source of this 1858-nucleotide messenger RNA. It is a transcript of the gene RRAD, whose product is annotated as RRAD, Ras related glycolysis inhibitor and calcium channel regulator. The transcript is spliced from 5 exons. The coding region runs from base 142 to 1053 and encodes 303 amino acids. Gene Ontology annotation, cellular component: plasma membrane. Gene Ontology annotation, molecular function: calcium channel regulator activity; GTPase activity; GTP binding. NCBI's taxonomy places the organism in Eukaryota, Metazoa, Chordata, Aves, Accipitriformes, Accipitridae. Gene Ontology annotation, biological process: negative regulation of high voltage-gated calcium channel activity. The record is from RefSeq and is a predicted model, not a curated record.
GGCGGAGCCAUAAAUAGGGGCGAGGAGCGGGGUGGCGGCAGCGCUCGCUGAGGGAGCUCCGGCGGCGGCACGGGCGAUUAACGGCGGGGACUCCCUCACCGCUUCCCUCCCUCCGCGGAGCGCCCCGAGCCCGGCGCCCCCAUGACUCUGAACCGCGGCGACAAGCUGCGCUACCUGGACAAGCGGCGCGGCAGCAUGCCCUUCUCCGUGCACCAGCACCUGCACCGGCGAAGCAUGCCGGUGGACGAGCGGGACCUGCGGGCCGCCCUGCCGCAGGGCGAGCUCUCCGGCCUGGUGCGCUGCACCUCGUACAGCCCCGGCGAGGCGCACCGGGAGAGCUGGGCCUCCGACUCCUCCGACUCCGUCAUCUCCUCGGGCAGCGACUCCGACAGCAGCCUCUACAAGGUGAUCCUGCUGGGCGAGCACGGCGUCGGCAAGACCAGCCUGGCCCGCAUCUUCGGCGGCGUGGAGGACUGCGCGGACGCGGAAGAGGCCGGAAAUACGUACGACAGGUCAAUUAUAGUUGACGGAGAAGAAGCAUCUCUCGUGGUGUUCGAUAUAUGGGAGCAGGAUGACAGCCAAUGGCUUCAGAACCACUGUAUGAAAAUGGGAGAUGCCUAUAUUAUUGUAUAUUCAGUCACAGACAAAGUUAGUUUUGAAAAGGCCUCUGAGCUAAGAAUCCAGCUAAGAAGAGCAAGGCAAACAGAAGACAUUCCUAUUAUUCUUGUGGGCAAUAAAAGCGACCUGGUCAGGUCCCGGGAAGUCUCAGUUGAUGAGGGACGGGCCUGUGCCGUUGUGUUUGACUGCAAAUUCAUCGAGACCUCAGCUGCUCUUCAUCAUAAUGUCAAGGACCUGUUUGAAGGUAUUGUUCGGCAAAUUAGACUUCGCAAAGACAGUAAAGAAGACAAUGCUAGGAGAAUGGCCAACACAAAAAGAAGAGAAAGCAUAGGCAAAAAGGCAAAGCGAUUCCUUGGGAAAAUUGUGGCAAAGAACAAUAAGAAGAUGGCUUUCAAAGCAAAAUCAAAGUCUUGCCAUGACUUAUCUGUGCUUUAGAAGCUUUCAGCAAGGCCAGAUGUUGCACGUGGGUGAUGAACUAGCAUGUGACUGUUACGAGAAGUGUAUAGAUGAUCCUCACGGUGAUAACAAGAAUGACUUAUCAGUUGAGACUCUUGUUAAUGCCUUAAGGUGCGCAAGCAAGUCCGGAAGUUACACUACAAUGAUAAAUGAUUCAUUUAAUUUGAUUUCAUUUUCAUUGAAAUCAUUCAAAUGAUUUCAUUUCAUUGAUAAAUGGUUUAAGUUUCAAUGUGUGCAAGUAAAUGAACUAACUUUAAGUAAGUGGCUUGACAUGCCCACAUUUUCACUGUGUACAUAUGUUAUAUAUCCUCUUGUCCUGUGGAUACCAGAGAUGCAAAGAUAAGAAAGGUUGAUGAUAAGUAUCACCAUAGACUUGUCUCAUUUGCAGAGCAAAAUUUAAACUUGUACGCAGGCUCGUACAUUCUUUUUAGUAUGAAGCAAGCAAUGAUAAAUCUUUUUAAACUGAAAUGUGGGGAGGGGGGAGUAGAACCACGUUAGAAUGGGAGAAAACAAAUUAUAUAUAUAUAUAGUUAAAUACAGAACAGAUAUCAUUUUAUGAAGUUAAUUUGCACUUCCAUUAACUGUUAUUCAAUUAAUUUGUUACUUGUUUACAUGCAGAUUUUAUAAUAAAGUAUUAUUUCCUGUUAUAGUAAACUGUGCUUUUCUCAUAGUAUGGAUAAAGAAUGAGAGCGCAGUAUUUUUAUACUGACCUUUUUUCACUGUACAAAAUGUUAUACACAGACUAUGCAGAUUUACACAUGAUAAAGUUCUGGAACAAGAUGAA